CAAUCAUUCAUAUAGUGACGUAAUCAGUGUCGCGUAGUAAAUAAACCGAAAGGACGGACAAGCUAAAAAUGACUGACACAACUUGGAUUAUUUCUGACCGAAACCUUGGACUGUAUCGCUUUUGGUUCGGACAAGGCCGUUUCUAAACUGGUUUAUUUGUCUCCAGUAAUAUUAUAUUCGUGUAUAUUCGCUGUUUUAUUCAGUUUAACUUUGAAUGACUAGUUUAGCAUGAAGCUAGCUUCCUGCUUGAUGUUUCAUACGUUCAUUAAACACGCCAGUGCAGGGAAUACUUCAUACAUUACUACGAAGUCAAUAUAUACACAGUUAGGUGCUGUUCUGAACUUAAACCGAGUCUCCACGAGUGUUAGCCUACUUUCUAAACAACACUGGGCACACAGGAGCGGUAAUUAAACAGCUGUAGCUAUCCUAUUUAGCAAGCUAGCUUGUUAGGUAACAGUCUCUCUCUUGUGAUAUUUAUGGUGAAAAGACUCGCACAAAAUCAAAUUAUCAACCAAAUUUCUACACCUAUCAUCCCAAAACUCGUCGUUAGCUAAGAGCUAACCCUUAAUGAAUGAAUGAAUGAAUGUCUUGAGGAGACUGCAAGCUAACUGAGAUAGCUCAAGGCGCGAGCGGGUUUUUUAAAGCUGCAACAGGGGGAAAAGAUAAAUAAAGGAUCGUUAAAAUGUCGGAUUUAAACCGAGAAGUUGUGGAGUUGGUGUGGGGGAAACAUACGAGCAGCAGCGGAGUGUCUGCGUCUCUGUUCCGCAGGUGGACCCAAGGUUUUGUCUUCAGUGAGACUGAGCACAGUGCACUGGAGCAGUUUGAAGGUGGACCAUGUGCUGUGAUCGCACCUGUGCAGGCAUUCCUGCUAAAAAACAUCCUAUUCAACAUGGAGAGCUCAAACUGGAGAAGUAUCUCUGAGGAGGAGCAGCGCUUGGCCCUGUGCUCUACUCUCACUGAGAUUCUGGUGUCAGCCUGCACUGGCAAAUCCCACAACUUCUGCCUGGCCACGUGGGCUCCCUCCAAAUCCACUGACGAGAACAGGGACAUCACUGAAGACCACACAGAACCAGAAUCCAGUCAGAACUCGCAUACCCAACAGCAGCAGCCCACUGCUUUGGCUGCUGAGGAGCUUGGCUUUGAGCGGUUUCACAGCAUGGUACAUAAAAGGACACUAAAGACUGUUGCUGAGCUAAAGGAGAUAAUGCUAUCACUGUAUGACACUUGGCGGAAUAAAUUUGGUGUCUUGCUCUUCCUGUAUUCUGUAAUACUUACAAAGGGUAUUGAGAACAUAAAGAACGAGAUAGAGGACACUUCAGAGCCACUUAUUGACCCAGUGUAUGGUCAUGGCAGUCAAAGCCUCAUCAACCUGCUGGUCACGGGACAUGCAGUGUCAAACGUAUGGGAUGGGGACAGGGAAUGCUCUGGAAUGAAGCUUCAUGGGAUCCAUGAACAGGCUACUGUUGGCUUUCUCACACUAAUGGAAUCGCUGCGAUACUGCAAGGUUGGAUCAUUUCUCAAAUCUCCUAAAUUCCCUAUUUGGAUCCUUGGCAGUGAGACCCAUCUCUCUGUGUUUUUCACCAAGGAGAUGUCUCUGGUGGCCCCUGAGUCACCGUCAGAACAAGCCAGAAGAGUCUUUCAGACCUUCGAUCCAGAAGAUAACGGGUUCAUUCCUGACACACUGCUCGAGGACGUUAUGAAGGCUUUAGAUCUGGUCUCGGAGCCUGAGUAUGUCAAUCUGAUGAAGAGUAAGCUGGAUCCAGAGGGACUAGGAAUUGUUCUGUUGGGUCCAUUCCUGCUCGAGUUCUUCCCUGAUCAGGACUCAGGGAUUCCAGACUCAUUUCCUGUGUACCACUAUAACGGCCUGAAGCAGUCCAACCACAAUGAGAAGGUGAGUUAUGUUGAGGGCACUGCUUUAGUUCUUGGCUUCGAGGAUCCCAUGGUACGUACAGAUGACACACCGAUCAAGCGCUGCCUCCAGACAAAGUGGCCAUACCUCGAGCUUUUGUGGACCACAGAGAGAUCUCCUUCCCUCAAUUAACCCCCUACUCCAACAUCUCAUCUCUCAGGACCCCUGCACGCUCUCCAGACUAUGAAUUAUGGGAGACUGGCACAGCGCCUGAACUAAAUACCCAAGAGAAACGAUGCUGCCUGAUUCGCAUCGGCUCGCUUGCUCUAAUCUUUAUCACUUCUCAUCCAGCUUGUAUGUUUAAAAAAAAAAAUUGGGGGUUUUGUUUAAUAUUACAAAAAAAACCCUUAUAUCGAACGAAAUGAUUUUCUUUUUUUUUUUUUCCAGAAGGUGUUAAUAUUAUUUGUUUGCAGGUUUUCUACUGAUUUUUCUGGUUAAUUUGUUUACAAGGCAAAAAGAUGACAGUAAAUAAGAUUGAAGAUGAAGCAGGCCUACUGAGCUGACCAAAUAAGUCAUUUAUGGAUCUGUGGCUAGAUUUCUGUAGAUGUAGAUUUGAUGGUGGUAAUUGCGUCCAAGGUUUAAUCUGACCAAAGCCUCCUGGUGCUACAGGCCACAUUCUGCAGUGUUUAAGUAACUUGGAGAAAAGAAAGCCGGGCUAAGUAUAGACCGGUUUAUAAAGGAAUGCACUACAACCCAAACAAGGCACAGGAAGACGGAGGAGGAGGAUAAGAAGGGGGGGCGGCGAGACAGUAUUGGUAUUUGAUCUUGGACAUGACUAAGGUGUUUUUUGUUGUUGUUGUUCUUUUGUUUUGUGUUUUUUUUUUUUUGUUGUUUUGUUUUGUUUUUUUCCUUCACUACAGCAGUAACACUUAUUUAUUGUUCACUGCCUACACAAGGGACGAACAACUAUAUGCACACAUUAUUUAUUCUGACCCAGAUGAUUCACCAAAAUAAACUUUUUAUGUCUUCUUGCCUGGA
Ictalurus punctatus (channel catfish) is the source of this 2887-nucleotide messenger RNA. RefSeq names its product MINDY lysine 48 deubiquitinase 3 (gene mindy3). The record is from RefSeq and is a predicted model, not a curated record. Gene Ontology annotation, molecular function: cysteine-type deubiquitinase activity; K48-linked deubiquitinase activity. Gene Ontology annotation, biological process: protein K48-linked deubiquitination. Bases 683 to 2041 code for a protein of 452 amino acids. The transcript is spliced from 15 exons. NCBI's taxonomy places the organism in Eukaryota, Metazoa, Chordata, Actinopteri, Siluriformes, Ictaluridae.